Messenger RNA from Fukomys damarensis (Damara mole-rat), 1950 nucleotides. RefSeq names its product kelch like family member 41 (gene Klhl41). Gene Ontology annotation, molecular function: protein binding. The transcript is spliced from 6 exons. Lineage: Eukaryota; Metazoa; Chordata; Mammalia; Rodentia; Bathyergidae. The coding region runs from base 74 to 1894 and encodes 606 amino acids. The record is from RefSeq and is a predicted model, not a curated record.
UUUCAGCUAGAUCCUUGUGCUGCAAGGAGCUAAGGCCUUCAGUGUCCCCUUCCUUACCCAGGUCACCCACAAAAUGGAUUCCCAGCGGGAACUUGCAGAGGAACUGCGGCUUUACCAAUCCACCCUUCUUCAGGAUGGUCUAAAAGAUCUCCUGGAUGAGAAAAAAUUCAUCGAUUGCACCCUAAAAGCGGGUGACAAAAGUCUUCCUUGCCACAGAUUGAUACUCUCAGCUUGUAGUCCUUACUUCCGUGAGUAUUUCUUAUCUGAAAUUGCCGAGGAGAAGAAAAAGGAGGUGGUACUGGAUAAUGUGGAUCCUGCUGUGCUUGAUCUGAUCAUCAAAUACCUGUACUCCGCCAGUAUAGAUCUCAACGAUGGAAAUGUGCAAGAUAUUUUUGCACUCGCCAGCCGCUUUCAGAUCCCUUCGGUGUUCACCGUCUGCGUUUCCUAUCUUCAGAAGAGGUUGGCUCCUGGUAACUGUCUCGCCAUCCUGAGACUAGGGCUUCUUCUUGACUGCCCCAGACUCGCCAUUUCUGCCCGGGAGUUUGUGUCUGAUCGCUUCGUACAGAUUUGUAAGGAGGAGGACUUCAUGCAGCUGUCUCCACAGGAACUGAUCUCGGUCAUUUCAAACGACAGUCUAAAUGUAGAAAAGGAAGAAACAGUAUUUGAGGCAGUGAUGAAAUGGGUGCGAACAGACAAGGAGAACAGGGUUAAAAACUUUAGCGAAGUGUUUGAUUGCAUCCGUUUCCGCCUUAUGACAGAAAAAUAUUUUAAAGAUCACGUUGAGAAAGAUGACAUAAUUAAAAGCAACCCCGAAGUCCAGAAAAAAAUCAAAGUUUUAAAAGAUGCUUUUGCAGGCAAACUCCCAGAGCCUAGCAAAAAUGCAGAGAAGGCGGGGCCCGGCGAGGUGAACGGGGAUGUCGGUGACGAAGACUUACUUCCGGGUUACCUGAACGACAUCCCCAGGCACGGCAUGUUCGUCAAGGACCUCAUCCUCCUGGUGAAUGACACGGCCGCCGUGGCUUACGACCCCACUGAGAACGAGUGCUACCUCACUGCCCUGGCCGAGCAGAUCCCCAGAAACCAUUCCAGCAUCGUUACCCAGCAGAAUCAGGUCUAUGUGGUCGGAGGGCUGUAUGUAGACGAGGAAAAUAAGGAUCAGCCUCUGCAGUCGUACUUUUUCCAGCUUGAUAACGUAGCAUCUGAGUGGGUUGGACUUCCGCCUCUGCCUUCAGCCCGGUGUCUCUUCGGCCUGGGAGAGGUAGAUGACAAAAUCUAUGUAGUUGCAGGCAAAGACCUUCAAACAGAGGCUUCGCUGGACUCAGUACUGUGCUAUGACACCGGGGCUGCAAAAUGGAACGAAGUAAAAAAUCUCCCUAUCAAAGUGUAUGGCCACAAUGCUAUUUCACAUAAUGGGAUGAUCUAUUGUCUAGGCGGAAAGACAGAUGACAAAAAGUGUACAAACAGGGUGUUUAUCUACAACCCCAAGAAAGGAGACUGGAAGGACUUGGCACCGAUGAAAACCCCGCGGUCCAUGUUUGGCGUGGCUGUGCACAAAGGCAAGAUUGUGAUCGCAGGAGGAGUCACUGAAGACGGGCUCUCCGCUUCAGUGGAAGCUUUUGACCUCAAAACCAAUAAAUGGGAAGUCAUGACUGAGUUUCCCCAAGAGCGCAGCUCCAUCAGUCUGGUCAGCCUGGCUGGGUCCCUGUACGCCAUCGGCGGCUUUGCUAUGAUUCAGCUGGAAUCCAAAGAGUUUGCGCCCACCGAAGUCAAUGACAUAUGGAAGUAUGAAGACGAUAAAAAAGAAUGGGCGGGGAUGUUGAAGGAGAUACGCUAUGCUUCAGGAGCUAGUUGCCUAGCAACGCGUUUAAAUCUUUUCAAACUGUCUAAACUGUAAACAAGGUGACAAAGCAGUAAAUUGAGAUGCGGUUUGUUUGGAUAAUAGAGCUUUAA